GCUGUGACCGCCGCUGGAUGGAGUGGACGGAUGACUGUGACAUUGAAUUAAAAAAAGAAAAAUCUCAAAAAAGAGAAAGGAUUACUGAUGUACUUUGUGAUGGAGCUGUGACGGAUAGACGAGAGUUUGCUCCAUGGAGCUGCAGGCGUGUUGGUGGUAAAUGAGGCGGUCAUGGAGAAGAGCAGCAGCUGGGGAUUACAUUUAUUCCAGCUCUUCUUCCUCGUGUUGCUCUCCGGCUACCCGUUAUGCUGUCAGGGAAGCUGGAUGUGGCUGGGCAUGACGUCUGUGGGAGUAGUUGAGAAGAAGGGCUGCUCUAAUUUGCCUCUGUCCAGUAAGCAGAAGGAUGUGUGUAAGCGGAAACCCUACUUGCUGCCCAGCAUUAAAGAUGGAGCGCGUCUGGGCAUCUCAGAGUGCCAGUCCCAGUUCAGACAUGAGCGCUGGAACUGCAGCACCAGCAAACAGCCGUCUGUGUUCGGCUACGAACUCACUAGUGGAACCAAAGAGACAGCCUUCAUCUAUGCUAUCAUGGCGGCAGGGCUGGUCCAUUCAGUCACCCGGUCCUGCAGUGCAGGAAACAUGACCGAAUGUUCGUGUGACACCACACUAACAGGCAGCGGCUCACAAACCGAAGGCUGGCACUGGGGCGGCUGCUCGGAUGACAUCGGCUACGGGAUGUGGUUCAGUCGGCGUUUUAUCGACCAUGCGACGAAGAAUGCUUCCUUGCAUGGAGACGAAGCUCUCCUCAUUAUGAACCAGCAUAACAGCGAGGCAGGGAGACAGGCUGUAGCCAAGACGAUGUGGACGGACUGCCGUUGUCACGGUGUCUCAGGCUCCUGUGCUGUGAAGACAUGCUGGAAGACAAUGGCAUCCUUUGAGCGUGUAGGCAACUACCUAAAGGACCGUUAUGAGAAUAGCAUACAGGUGCUCGACCGCACCAAGCGCAAGUUCCGUCGCAAGGAGAGGGAACAGCGACACAUGCCCGUCAGCCGGGAGGACCUCAUCUUCCUCAACAAGUCACCCAAUUAUUGUGUGGAGGACCGGCAGUUGGGCGUGGUCGGGACUCGGGGGCGCCGCUGUAACCGCACGUCUGCCGGGCCUGACGGCUGCAACCUGCUGUGCUGUGGCCGUGGAUACAACACACAUGUGGUGCGUCAUGUGGAGCGCUGCGAGUGCAAGUUUAUCUGGUGCUGCUACGUGCGGUGCCGACGCUGCGAGACCAUGAACGAUAUUCACACGUGCAAAUAGAGGGAUAAGCUGAGAACAUUGAGACAUGGAAAGGGGUGAAGAUUGACUGGGGAAAUAGAGAUGAUACAGGUUUUUCUUUCACCUCGUUCCCUAUUUCAAAGUCAUUGCAAUUUGGUGGUUUUAAAAGCUUUGUUAAUUGGUACCUUCACUUGUUUAAGUAGCUGGAUGGGGUCUCAGGAAGUUGAUGAAGUAUUGCCUGACUAUGAGACCUGAUGACUAAAGUGGCUUCGUGAUAAAGGAACAAUCUUGUCCUCUUUUCAUGAACGGAUCCCUUAUAACACGUGGCCAUAAAAACAAAGAAAGAUCAAGGACAUCAAAGCCAAGCUGACCGAGAAGGAAGAGAACAAAAAAAAAAACCACAUCCCAUUGGGAUCCCAUUUGGAUUGGAAUCUGAAGUGGGAUCCUACCUG
Messenger RNA from Clarias gariepinus (North African catfish), 1655 nucleotides. RefSeq names its product wingless-type MMTV integration site family, member 16 (gene wnt16). Bases 172 to 1245 code for a protein of 357 amino acids. Lineage: Eukaryota; Metazoa; Chordata; Actinopteri; Siluriformes; Clariidae. The record is from RefSeq and is a predicted model, not a curated record. Gene Ontology annotation, molecular function: frizzled binding; cytokine activity. The transcript has 4 exons. Gene Ontology annotation, biological process: canonical Wnt signaling pathway; neuron differentiation; multicellular organism development. Gene Ontology annotation, cellular component: extracellular region.